UCAAAGUCGGAAGUUGGUUUUUAGUUAGUGAGACACUUGACAAAAUGGCAGAAGAUAACGCUUAUGAGUCGAUGCUCUGCGUGAAGCCCGAGGUUCAUGUUUACCGGAUCCCACCGCGGGCCACAAACCGUGGAUAUCGUGCUGCCGACUGGAAGCUGGAUGAGCCUGCAUGGAGCGGCAGGAUGAAAAUCACAGCCAAAGGCAAGAUAGCCUACAUCAAGUUAGAGGACAAAAAUACAGGAGAGCUGUUUGCCCAGGCUCCAGUGGAUCAGUAUCCAGGAAGUAUCGUUGAAGCAGUUACAGACUCCAGCAGGUACUUUGUGAUCCGGAUAGAGGACGGCAAUGGGCGUCAUGCUUUUAUCGGUCUUGGCUUUGCUGAUCGUGGAGACUCAUUUGACUUCAACGUAGCUUUACAAGACCAUUUUAAGUGGGUGAAGCAGGAAGGUGAGCUUGCAAAAAUGGAAGCUACUCAGAGCGCUGCACCUAAGCUGGACCUGAGCUUCAAGGAAGGACAGACUAUCAAGAUCAGCAUUGGGAACAUCAAGAAGAAGGAGGCAGGUGGUGCCAAACCGCGGCCCAUGGGUGGAGGUCUGCUCCCACCUCCACCAGGAGUGAAGGCUGGAGGUAUCAUCCCACCUCCUGGAGGCCAGCAGACGGAUCCAGCUGCACCAACAAACACUGCCGCUCUUUUAGACUUCGGAUCACCCGUUCCUGCUGCUCAGCCCAGCUCUGACAUGUGGGGAGAUUUCACAUCAGCAGGCUCCAACUCCAGUAAAGAUGCUGUUGCGUCAGGAUGGGUGCAGUUUAGUUGAGUGUGGUGAGAAAACGUGCGUACACUCAAGUUCCAAACAUUCCACGGACAGGAUGAUUGUGGCAAAAAAAGAAAAAGAAACUAAAAUGUGGGGAACUGUUAGCAAACUUGAGCGGCUCGUUCGCUGCACUCGUUCUGUAAAGAAUCUGUACACACAGACCGUAGCUCGCCGACCAACAAACUCGGGAGGAACAAACAGCAAAAUGUACAUAUUUCUCACAGUCGUUUCCCUUUGUCCCCUUCAUUGCUAUGCAGUAGGAUCUGUCUUUGAUUUUUUUCAUAGUCAGGUCAUCACUACACCUGUCACUAUUGGAGUCUCUGCUCUCUGUGAGACAAAUGAGCAUGUUGAUGUUUGAAGGGAAAGGUUGUGUGAACACACUAAGCAGGUGAAAAUGUUUAUCCAUUGCCUUUAAAUGAAUGGUUCCCUUAUUUUCUUUCUUUGACUUCCUAAAUCAGAUUUAUGUCCCUUUUUCUUUACAUCAUGCCUACACUCUCCUGUUUUCCUGUCAUUUAUCUCAUUAUACCAGCAUCACUCAUCUCAAGGUUGUUGUUUUUUUGGGAAAAUUAAAUAGUUUACCUAGUGAAGUGUCCAUGAUUUGUUUUGUUCUAAACCAUGUAUGUGUGUUUUGUUUUCUGUUUGUAACUCUGCCAUCUUCCUUUUUUAAAAGAUUUGUUUUAAUUUUUAUUUUAGGCAAUCUUGCAAAGCUGAGAUGAUUCGUGGUGGUAUUAGUAUUUGAUGAUUAGUUUUACAUUAAAGCUCUUUAGCCCUCAUCAAAUAUACCAGCAUUUGUUUUAAAUCAGUGGUGUUGGAUAAAGGAUUGCCGUGUCAUGUUUUCUUGGUGUGUGUUCAUGUUCAUCUUGGUAUACACCCUUCAUCUGUCUUUGCCUCAUGUGUUUUUGCUUCUUUUUUUUUUUUUAAUUGCCUUUUACCAAAUUGAAAUCUCCUUAAUCUUAUUGAUAAUUUGCAUUAAGUAUUUGAUCAAGUGCCUUUCUGAUAAAAAAAAACCCCUAAAGUGUAAACCUAUGUCUUCUUGUAAAUAAACAAUGUAUUUCAUUUG
This is a messenger RNA of Scomber japonicus (chub mackerel), 1869 nucleotides long. It is a transcript of the gene necap2, whose product is annotated as NECAP endocytosis associated 2. The record is from RefSeq and is a predicted model, not a curated record. The transcript is spliced from 8 exons. Gene Ontology annotation, cellular component: clathrin vesicle coat; membrane. Gene Ontology annotation, biological process: endocytosis. Bases 45 to 812 code for a protein of 255 amino acids. NCBI's taxonomy places the organism in Eukaryota, Metazoa, Chordata, Actinopteri, Scombriformes, Scombridae.